UUAACAGACGCAUGAAAGAUCGGAGCUGCGGCAAGAUCAAGAGCGAGACAAUGCCACCGUCCUCGCACACCAAUUGGACGAGGCCGUUGCUCAAGAGCGGACAGACAAUGCAGAUGCAAGCUGCUAGGCAGCAGCCGACGACGGUAACAAUGGCGACGACGACAUCCUCGAUGGCUAUUAGCACUGGAGCACAGAAUCAAAACAUAGCAGAACAUCCUGCGACACCGCUUGACAAGAGAAUCAAAGUAGUCCUCGUGGGCGACGGUGCGGUCGGAAAAACCAGCUUGGUGGUCUCGUACUCCACCAAUGGUUUUCCUGGGGAAUAUGUGCCAACUGCAUUUGACAAUUACAACGUGGUUGUAAAUGUCGAUGGACAACCAUUGAAUGUCCAGUUAUGUGAUACAGCAGGCCAGGAUGACUUUGACCCUCUGAGAUCGUUGUGCUACCCUGAGACAGAUGUGUUCCUAGUUUGCUUCAGUGUUGUAUGUCCCUCGUCUUACCACAGUGUGGCUUCCAGAUGGAUCAAUGAAGUGCGAAAAUACUGUCCUAAUGCUCCAAUCAUUUUGGUGGGGACAAAAAGCGACUUAAGAUCGGACGUACGUUUGAUGCUGCAAUUGGCGCGAUAUGGACAAUCAGCGAUUACUACUAUUCAGGGGCAUCAAUUGGCGCAAAGACUAGGCGCCGUCAAUUAUGUAGAGACAUCUGCAUUAACGCAACAUGACCUCAAAGAGGCCUUCGAUCAGGCGAUAGUCAGUGCCCUCAAUACACGACGCGGAGGCGCCAAUUUACUAUAUCGGCGUAGGAAGCCGCCCCCGUUGUGGCGUAGAUGGUUGUGUUGCUGGGAACGGCCAUCUUCGAGCGAGACCUAAACAAUCCCUACUUUAAGUGAUAGAACUCUAUACUUCUUUAGAAUCCCUCUGUGAUCAUAGGCGGUCGCUCUCCUUUCUGUCAGAAUCGUCAUCCCUCAGCACGGCAUACUUGGUAGCUAGCUUGGUUGAGGAUUAUAUAAGAAUAGGGCAGCUAUUACUUUGUUAUUUAGAUUUUAGACAGGACGAUUAUUAAUAGAUACUCGCGUGAAUGAGAGUCGAGAGCAACCCUGUAGUUGAUGCAUACACGUGAUACUUAAUAUAGUUCACUCAUUUCCGUGCAUCAUUUAACACGCAAUUUUAUAUAUAUCUUAAAUAUUUAAUUUUUUACGCAUUUCACGAACUAGCAAACUGCCAGAACAAAAUGUCAAAAUACGAUGUUAGUUAGUAAAGCCAUCAGAAAUAACGAUGCCUAAUUCAAAGGAAAAAAAGGAUUCGUAAUCAAGGGUUGCUCGGCAAUAUUGCAGUACAGUUUAUAAAUAUAUGAGUGACUUCGUCGAGAGUAAACGUUAAUCAAAUUAACAAUUCCGACAGACGGAGCAAGCGAGUGCCGCCCUCGUAAAAUUCCUGAAGCCGCACGGCGUAAUUUAUUGUAAUAUUAAUCAUAUUAAUCAUUAUUUUUGUUACUAGCAUAAUAAUUGGCUACUCGUUGGUUGUGAUUUUUCGUGUACGUAAUAUCCUUGUUUCGUCACGGUAAAGAUCGGUUGUUUCCCAUUUUUCCCCCUUUUUCCAUCAAGGAUAUUAGGUGGCUUUUAUUGCGACCACCAUAGCAUAUAACAAUUGUAUAUUUUUUACUUGUUGCA
Molecule: messenger RNA, 1669 nt
Organism: Atta colombica
Lineage: Eukaryota; Metazoa; Arthropoda; Insecta; Hymenoptera; Formicidae
Product: ras-related C3 botulinum toxin substrate 1-like
Exons: 3
Coding region: 12-869 (285 amino acids)
Biological process (GO): small GTPase-mediated signal transduction
Molecular function (GO): GTPase activity; GTP binding
Source: RefSeq, a predicted model, not a curated record